UCCAGACAGACCGAACAAUACCGACAACUUAAAGGAUACAAUAAUGCCGAGCCGUCCACCCCGCGACUAGGCUGGGCGGCUAGCUGUGCAUCUCUGAGAGACGCUGAGGUAUCAUACAAUUUCCACGUUUAGAUUUGAGCCUGUCUCCCUCUCUGUUGUGUUUAUUUGGACAUGUCCUCGCUAAAUAUAGACGACGAGGACCAGAGAUGGGUUCCUACACACGUCCAGGUCACCGUUCUGCGGGGCAGGGGCUUGCGGGCAAAGGGCAAACACGGUACCAGCGACGUCUACACCAUAAUCCAGGUGGGCAAGGAGAAAUACUCCACUUGUGUUCUGGAAAAGACCACUGCUCCCGAAUGGAAGGAGGAAUGUUCUUUCGAGUUGUUACCGGGUGUUCUGGAGCAGGUUGGGGACGGGGGCGCCUACCCUCCUGGGAGCAGCGACUUGGUCCUGACGGUGAUGCACCGGGCGCUCAUAGGACUGGACGUGUUUCUGGGCCAAGCUGUCAUCCCCCUGGAUAAGGUGUUUCAGGACAGAAUAUGCAUGAAAAACGAGUGGUACAAGUUGAACUCCAAGACUGGGAAGAAGGAGAAGGAGCGAGGGGACAUCCAGGUGACGGUGCAGUUCACCAAGAACAAUCUGACAGCCAGCAUGUACGACCUCUCCCUGGGUAAGGACAAGCCCCGGUCCACCUUCGGCAAGAUCAAGGACCGCAUCAAGGGCAAGAAGAGGAGCAGCAAGGACUCUGAUGAAGACUCUGCCUCCACUAUUGUGAGCGGCUACGGCCCCGUUUCCCGCAUGAGGAACCGGUUGCCGAGCGAUGGCGGCGGGGAGGAAGACUAUGAGGACGACGAAGGAGGGGAGGGGCGGAGGAGUAAGAUGAGGAACUUCUUCCUGCGAGGGAAACUGAGGAAGUCGUCCGAUACGAGGUCGAGCACGUCGCUAGGGUCGGAGAGUAGUGAGUCGUCGUCGAGGGGAGGGAGUCUCAGUCCCACCGCUGGGAUCUCUGUAGUGGUGUCUGACCUGUCUAACUCGCCUAGCAACAGCAGCAACUUCACAGCAGACAGCCCUGAGCAUACGGCAGAGUCGUCUCCCAAGCUGGCCUCCUAUACAUGUGAGUUCACUGACGAGUCUGGAGAGAUCAACAUCCCUGUGCCUCAGCCUGUCUGCAUCAAUGGAAGCCAUGUGUACAACACCACCCUGGACCCUUGCCCGGGGAACCCCGUAAUACCUUUAGAUCCUCUAGCCCUGGUGAAGAAGAACCUGCCUCUGUCCCAAUCCCUCCAGAACCUCAACCAGCAGAGAGAGGAGCUCCCUGUCCUCCUCCCUAAAGGUCCCGCUGCGGACGGCCGGCGCUGGUCCUUUGACAAGGCAGGGAAGGAGGAGAAGGUGGCCAUCGCAGCGGCCCUGGAGCAGGCUGGUCAGGGGAUGGUCGAGGGAGCCAGGGAAGAGUCAGACAGAGACAACCAGGGGAGGAAACGGAGCAGGAACUGUCUCGAUGAGUCUGAACAGGCCUCUAACUCUGACUCUGGCGAGAAACACAAAGGAUGGUUUGGAUCAAAGGACAACCAUAGCAAACCCAGGUGA
Messenger RNA from Salvelinus namaycush (lake trout), 1587 nucleotides. Its product is annotated as rab11 family-interacting protein 5-like. Gene Ontology annotation, molecular function: small GTPase binding. The transcript is spliced from 3 exons. NCBI's taxonomy places the organism in Eukaryota, Metazoa, Chordata, Actinopteri, Salmoniformes, Salmonidae. Gene Ontology annotation, biological process: regulated exocytosis. The record is from RefSeq and is a predicted model, not a curated record. Gene Ontology annotation, cellular component: early endosome; phagocytic vesicle; secretory granule. Bases 172 to 1587 code for a protein of 471 amino acids.